Molecule: messenger RNA, 558 nt
Organism: Andrographis paniculata
Lineage: Eukaryota; Viridiplantae; Streptophyta; Magnoliopsida; Lamiales; Acanthaceae
Exons: 4
Coding region: 1-558 (185 amino acids)
Source: RefSeq, a predicted model, not a curated record
AUGGAGAUUUGGGGGAUUUUUCAAGUCCUUGCGAGGGGUUCAACAAGGGGUCCCUUGUCGCCAACUUUAUUUGUCUUUGGCGGGGGCUCGAACGAUUAUUUGGGAGAUUUCUUAACCUCUUUUAUCAUUGCCGAUGAUUAUGUGCGGAUCACCGGGCAAAAGAUCAAUUGUCAAAAGAGUCAUAUAAUGUUUAGUCGGCAGUGUACGGAGGAGCUCCGAAGGCAACUCCGGGAGGCCACAAGCUUUGGAGAUGCCGAUCUUCCGCUUAUAUAUUUUGGAGGCCCAUUUUAUGUGAGAUAUCGGAGAAACACGUUGUAUGAGGGGCUCCUUGGCAAGCUCCGGAGGUAUUUGGCGAAGUGGGAUAGAUCCGUCCUUUCACAUGGAGGGCGCCUUCAGUUGAUCCGGAGUACACUAUAUUCCCUUCCGCUUUAUCUAUUACAGGUGGAGGCCGCGCUACCGGUGAAGAAUGAUGGAUUGGGUAUUUGGAGAUUGACGGAUAUGCUACGUGUAAGAGUUACGAUAAUCCAGUAUAGAAGCGUUUGUGCAGAGUGCGUGUGA